Astrephomene gubernaculifera is the source of this 991-nucleotide messenger RNA. NCBI's taxonomy places the organism in Eukaryota, Viridiplantae, Chlorophyta, Chlorophyceae, Chlamydomonadales, Astrephomenaceae. The record is from the annotation of a GenBank genome assembly.
CAUAUCCAUCCACUUAGUACCUUGGUAUGUCGAUGUCAGCGAAGGAAAGCUCCUGCAGACACUAACUACCCAUUUAGCUAGGCCUUUUUGGGUGGUGAUCAAAACCCUACAUUAAAGCACCUUGCCUACGAGUGUGCUGCUGUUUUCGGCAUUAGCCAAGCCGGAUCUGUCCAAGGCCUUCGUAGCUUAACGGUCUUCGGCCAUUGCGGAUAAAGCAGUAGCCUGGCAUAGUCUGGAUAGGAUUUCACUAUUUAGUUCUUUCUUCAUGAUGCCUGUUGGCAUUAACAGUCGGGACUAGACCGCCCGUGUUUACUUUCACGCGUCUGGGCCACUGCUGAGUUCUACUGGAGAGCAACCUAUGUUAGUACACGAUUGCCAACUGUUGGUCUUGCAAAUUGGAAAAGCGACUUGAGGACUCCUCUGUAUUCCAACUUCUGACCGUCGCUCGCUCGGACCGCAGAUGCCAAGGCUCGCGCCUCACCACGACGCGGCGCCCAUCCGACCGCUGCUUGCUUUAGUUACUAUACGACAGGGCCAUAGUCCUGCAACCCCAGCUGCAAUAGCGGCGUGCGCAAGCCGCAAUCGUGCCAUUGGCAGUUCGCAUCCACAUGCUGCCCUCGCAGCUGCGGCCAGAGCAGACAUGCUUGUCGAAUCGCGCUCUACUCCUCGACUAGUAUCCGCAGCUGCAGUUAGCAGCGUUGUCAUUCCAUGUCACUCCGAGGUUGAGGUGCAAGGCCAUCACAAAUCCUCAGGCAGCAUCGCAGAUGAUGCGCAGCAUUUGGGGCAGCCUGUGACAGAUGCAUCUCAGCAACGCCCUGGCUGCGAGGGCGAGGGCUGGCAGGGUGGUCAGGCUGAUGAAAUGUCCGAAGCAGCCCUGGACGAAACAAUUGGGUACUUGAAAGGCCAGCUCGAGCUGCCAUCGCUCCCCGGCGCCCAACUCACCUCCUGGCGCCCGCCGCGCGCCCAGCAGCGCCUGCUGGCUGCCGCCGAC